CCGUCUACCCCGCCCCUCACUUCAACAUUUAAAGGCAUCCGAUCAGCCACCCACAACCAUAGUCGCAGCAGACAACGCACAAUGACAAUCACAACCCCCGACCCUUCCCGCCUGACAGCAACGCGAGCCCUCGCGCUAAUCCGCUCAAAUGAAUUAACCGUCGAAACCUACGCGCGCUCACUGCUGUCCCGGAUCGAAUCCCGCGACGAGACCGUAAACGCAUGGGCAUAUCUGAACCCGGAGUUCGUCCUCGCGCAGGCGCGGAAACUCGACGCUGUUCCGUUUGAGGAGCGGGGACCGUUGCACGGGCUGCCUGUUGGGGUUAAGGAUGUGAUCUAUACCAAGGAUAUGCCCACCGAGCAUAACUCCCCGCUAUACAAGGACAGCCAUGUUCCGGUUGAUGCGGCACCCGUUGCGAUUCUGAGGGCUGCGGGUUCUCUUAUUUUUGGGAAAACAACAACAACCGAAUUCGCCAGCACAACCAACGGCCCGCGCACAUACAACCCACACGAUCCCAGCCGGACGCCCGGGGGCUCCAGCUCGGGCUCCGGCGCCGCAGUCGCCGACUACCAGAUCCCCAUCGCGCUGGGCACACAAACGGGCGGGAGCACGAUCCGCCCAGGCUCGUUUAACGGGAUCUAUGCGGUGAAGCCGACGUGGGGGGCGGUUAGCCGGGAGGGACUCAAGGUUUAUUCCCUUGUUUUGGAUACGUUGGGGGUUUUUGCGAGGGGGGUGGAGGAUUUGGAACUGAUAUUGGGGGUUUUUGGGGUUAAAGAUGAUGAGGUGAAUGGUGGAGGGGGGACUGCGUUCCAAGGCGUGCAGGGUGCAAGGUUCGGCCUCGUCAAGACGAGUGUCUGGCCACAAGCCGGGCCUGGCACCAUCGCUGCAGUGGAAAAAGCAGCAGCGAUCCUCCGCUCGCACGGCGCAAUCGUCGAAGAAAUCGAACUCCCCCCGGAAUUCGACAACAUGCCCGCCUGGCACGCGACCAUCAUGGCCGUUGACGCGCGCACCUCGUUCUUGUCCGAGUACCGGCGCGACAAGAGCAAGAUCUCAAAGCACCUAACGGGAUACGUCGAGAAUAACGAGGGGUAUACACGUGUGCAGCACCUUGCAGCUCUCGACGGAAUCGCGUUGCUCCGCCCGCAGAUUGAUGGGAUUGCCGGCCGCUAUGCGGCGCUUCUUACGCCCAGCGUACCGGAUGAGGCGCCCGUGGGGAUUCAGGGGACGGGGAGUGCGGCGUUUUGUUCGAUGUGGACGGCACUUCAUACGCCUGUAGUGAAUCUCCCCGGGUUCCAAGGCGAGAAUGGUUUACCGAUUGGAGUCUCGCUCGUCGCGCCGAGGUUCAGGGAUCAACACUUGCUGGCUGUGGCCAAGGAACUUGGGAAGUUGUUUGAAGAGGAGGGCGGCUGGAAAUCCAGCCUUUGACGGUCGAGCGUCUUCUUUGGUUUGAAGAACAGAACGGAGACUUGUUCAUUGCAACAUUGAACCUGAAUUGGAUGUAGUAAAUGAUCCAUUCGUAUGCUGAUUAGGGGUCACAACUGGCAGUAAGUAGAAGCACAACAUCAUGGUCAAUUCAGGGUAUUAUAAAAAGCUCAUCGAACGAACAAAACUGGCGAUACAAAGCCCUCUCGUGGUCCCAUGACAUCCAAACUCCAUAUCAGCCGACAGAAAACUCCGCAGUCCGCAAUAACCAGUACCGAACCAUUAACCGCGGUAACGCCUUCAUUUCCUGUCAUAUCGUCGCUAAGAAGGAACUCCUAAAAAACCGCGGUAGGCUGCGAGCUAGCAGAUCCCCGCCACCAGCGGGUGAGUAGCAGAAAAGCUCGGGGUUGGAUUUUGCCAUAGAGUGCGACGGGCUCACACGAACAACAAGUCGUUCACCAUCAUAGUAAGCCUCGAUGACUCUGAUGUGAUGUGGGGCAGCGACCGAGAAUAGCAGGAUCUAAAACAAGGUUAACACGAGCUCCGUGUCAUGUGAUUCGUUCUUACCGGGGCGAUGGUAUGAGGGCGCGUCGACGGAUGACGGGGAAAGGCACGCCACAGAAAAGGGAAGACGCAAUAUCCACAUCACGCAAUGCGAACUCUGAUAAAACGCAAGUCUAAGGCCAAAGUCUAGUCCAGACAAUCCAAGGAAUGAGGUCGGGCCAUUAAAUAUGUGAACAGCGUAUUUAAGAUCUAUGCAGCUAAUUCCGAACUCAGGCUGGCAACAAACCAUCUUGUAUAUAUGUAGCAGAUUUGACUCUAUGCAACAGCAGGUAUUUAUUUUAUAUCUUAAAUGGAU
Molecule: messenger RNA, 2281 nt
Organism: Aspergillus calidoustus
Lineage: Eukaryota; Fungi; Ascomycota; Eurotiomycetes; Eurotiales; Aspergillaceae
Source: the annotation of a GenBank genome assembly